UUUUGAAAAAACAUCAAAGGGGCCAAAAAUGCAAUUUCCACUCAAAGACAAAAAACGCCAAACACAGGAAAGUCGAAACUUGGCCUUAGGGUGAGUGCCAUAUGAUAUCACUUCUCUCUUGAAUACUUUGCAUAAAAAUGAGCACCUUUUGCAUUUGAGAAUGAGCGCCAAAGAACCUGUGGAGAUUUUUACUGUGGCCAGUGUGGGAAACGCAGGUCUUUUUUGCUUCAUUGUAGGAAAACAAGUAUAGAAUGCUUGAAGAAAAAGUAUAUUUCUGUCAUUAACAGCUCACCUCUCCAGGCUAAGGGUGGGGAUGGACAAAAAAAUAAAUGCUGCUGUAAAACAGGACCAGUUCUGUCACUCACUAUAUACCUGAUAAACCUGUUCCUUGAUCUAUGCUGUAUACUAGUCAUAAAAUCUAGGAACCCGUUGAUUUACUGAAAAAAAAAAAAAAACAAAUGGAAAGUUGUGUCAAUGUGUGGAAUCAAUGAGCGGCAGGCACAGAGACAUUGCUCUGUCACAGAGGAGGAGGAGGAGGCUUUCCCAGAGUUACUGGAAUGCACAGCAACAGCCAGGGUGUGCCUAUCGCUCGCUGACUGACUGACACACUGGGGAUUUACCACAGAGGAGUGAAGUACAAGCAGCAACCUGUGACAUGCAAUGGUGGACUCCUUCAAACCGAAUAUGAUGGAAAUGUAAGAAACAUGCAGGAGCCAGUUCACAUUUGUAUCCAAGACAUGGACAAGGAAGACAUUUUGGUUGAAGAUUACAGAAACGGAGAUAAUAAUGUUGAAGUUUUUCAUGUCAACUUUCCUACUCCGGAUCCACAUACAAAGCGCAGUGAACUAUGUCUAAACAGUUUAAAUGACGGGCCCAAUGUGAAAGAUGAACAUCUCAUAUUGGAUACUAUUAAGACCAAUGUAGAAAAACUGCACAGAAAAGUAAAUAUCCCACCACUUGUGUUAACAGAGGUAGAUGGAAUCUACAGUACACCAUUCCAAUUUGAUAGACAAGCACCUGCCAGAAUAUCUACUUCCCCAACGUUGAGGAGGCUGAGGAAAAAUACUAUAGCAAACUACACGUCAUUGCAGGAUGUUUUUGAUGUCUCUAAGUUUCCAAUUCAUAAAGAGGAAUGUAUUGAGGACAAUGUAUCUUGUGUGUCCCAAAGCUUAGAAGACCAUUUGAAAACUGAUGACCAUUUAGUGAACCCUGUAGACCGUUCUGUCCACACCAAUUAUACCGAUGAUGAAAAGUCACCUAAACACAGCUACAAUGGGACAACUUCUACCGUAACUAAAGGAGAGCCUGAAAUAUCCAAGAUAAAGGCGUUCCACCAGUCACGGAAGUAUGAGCGAAGACGUAGUUCUGUGGUAUUAAGUAUACCUGGACUGGAAGUGUUCCCGGGAGAUCUUCUGGUUUCAGAUGGUGCUUCUGAUUACAUGUAUCCGGCCUCAUGGCUUCCUAACAGUGAUGCCAAGAAACCAAAGUGGCCUUUCUCUAAGAAAGCAUCGUUCAUCAAAGGCAAACAGAAGCAGAGUUAUGAUUUGGAGAGCUGUCUAUCAAUGUUUAAGGUCCCAGAUUUCACUGAAUAUGAAUUCUAUAAUAUUAAGGAUAAAACAUGGGAUGAAUUCAGAAACAUGCAGACCAUUGAGAAUAAACAGAUAACAAGUGGUUCCAACAGAAAAAGACUAGAAUCUAUCUGGGAACUGUUUACAUCUGAAUGUACUUACUUUUUGGAACAUCUACUAGUUCUUAAAAUGAUAUUUCUUCACGCACUUAAGCACUUACAGAACAAUGAUUAUCUAUUGGAUGUGGAUCCAGUUAGACUCUUUGCCAAUUUGGAAGAGCUUAAUCAGGAAAGCCUAAAUUUUGCUACAAGCAUGUUUCACAAUAUUAAAAGCAGAGAACUUGGAUCUGCAUCUUCCUUCUCAUUGCCACUAGCAGACUUACUAACAAAGUAUUUCAAAGAUAAUUUCUGCUUAAGUCAUCAGAUCUACUGCCUGAAUUACACAUCCGCUAUUAUCUACCUAGAGACACUAAAGCAAAAAGAAGAUUUUGCAGCAUAUAUAAAAUGGUGUGAACAACAGGAACAGUGUAGGCGGCUGCACCUCACCGAUUUGCUGGUAGCACCGUUACAUCGACUCACCAGAUAUCCACUGCUCCUAAAGAACAUAUGGAGAAAAAGUAAUGAUGCUGCAGAGAAAGUGUCCAUCUAUUCAAUGAAGGAGAAAGUUGAAAGUUCUAUAAGAGAUCUUGAAGGGAGAGUGAAAUGGUUGGAUAAGUCACAGAAAUUCAAACAACUUCAGGAUGUAAUUGUGUGGCCAUCUCUAUGGGAGAGAGACAAAAGAUUCUUCAUCCCAGAGGGCCUGAAGCACUAUUUUAAGGACACCAAUGUAGAGACCAUCCUUUCUUCUCCCAAUAGACAGCUUCUCUAUGAGGGGAGACUCACCCUCACAGACAGCACACGUCUCCUGGAUGUUUACCUACUCAUUUUUGAUGACUUUUUGCUCAUUACAAAAAUUAAAAGAAACAAACGGAAAUCCUCAAAUAUAGAAGUUAGUACAAUUUAUACAUCUUUACACCCAGAGCUGCAGUCCAUAAUGAAAGAAGGAGGGUAUUGUAAGGUUCUGGACCAACCAAUCCCACUCGACAGGUUGACUGUUAAAAGCAUCGAUCUUUUCCACAUGACAGUGUAUGGAAUGAAGCAUGCCUUUUUGAUCCAGCAUGAGAAUCGCUAUCAGCAGUGUAUUGCUGCCUUCAUUCUGCAAGCAAAUACUGAGUCAGCUAAGAAAAUGUGGAUGUCGCAACUCGAAACUGCCAUUUCUUGCUACAGUGAAGCCUAUGAAUCAAACAGAUCAUCAUUAUUUGGCUACCCAAUGGAGUCGGCUGAAAUCUAGUGGUGUUGUAUAUAGGAGAUCUGGAUUCAAUGUAAAUGUUUUGUCAACUGUUUUAUAAGUGUGCUUUGUCUUUGCCAAAAUUUGUAACAUAUUGCAAAUAUUAUGUAACUACUUUUGCAUUGUUUUUUUAUCACUUGACAUUUAGAUAAUUUAUAUAACUCUAGUAAUAAUUUGCCCAAGCUGCAGUGUUUUUUCUUUUUGUAUGGUAAAAUGAGAUGGUUUGCAUGUUCAGGUCAAAUAAAGUUGCACAUGUUCA
This is a messenger RNA of Hyla sarda, 3153 nucleotides long. RefSeq names its product pleckstrin homology and RhoGEF domain containing G7 (gene PLEKHG7). The transcript is spliced from 18 exons. Gene Ontology annotation, biological process: Rho protein signal transduction. NCBI's taxonomy places the organism in Eukaryota, Metazoa, Chordata, Amphibia, Anura, Hylidae. Bases 705 to 2897 code for a protein of 730 amino acids. Gene Ontology annotation, molecular function: guanyl-nucleotide exchange factor activity. The record is from RefSeq and is a predicted model, not a curated record.